UUCCAUUGUCAGUUCAGUCAGUUCAUGACAGUUUUGUUGUGGGUACUUACACAAUAUAUUUUGCCAAACUUCUACAUAUUCUUUACUGUUUAAAUGGGUGAACCAACUGAAACUGAUUUGUUGGAAGCAAUCAAAGAUUCCCUGCAAAGAGAAGGAACACUAGGAAGAGUGAAUGGUGAGAUAAGAGCAGCAGUGAUGUCUGUUUUGAAUAGAAAUUUCGAAAACAGUGAACCCCCAAAGGUACCAGAGGAAACCAAACUGAUAAAUGAGCUGUUGAGGGAGUAUCUAGCAUGGAACGGAUAUCUGUACACUGAGCAAAUAUUAGUAGCCGAAUCUGGACAGAAAAAUGAAAAAAUUGGCAGAGAUGUUUUAACUACCAAAUUUGGGGUAAUGGACGAUGCCAAAACUGCCAAAAUUCCACUUUUAUACUACAUAGUCGCAGCCUUCCAAAAUGCUGGAGAAGAAUAAUCUUACCAGUUUUUUU
Molecule: messenger RNA, 484 nt
Organism: Phaedon cochleariae (mustard beetle)
Lineage: Eukaryota; Metazoa; Arthropoda; Insecta; Coleoptera; Chrysomelidae
Source: the annotation of a GenBank genome assembly